AGAAAGACCAAGGGACAGGAGGAGGCAGAGGGUGUGAAGUCAGGCCUCUCAGGGGCAAGAAGGAAAGCAUCCAAAGCCAGCUGGUCUGGCUUUGAAGUAGAAAAGAGAGAACGAGUGAUACAAAGAAGAGAGACCGAAAGAUAAAGAGAGGAAACAUGAGAUAUAGAAAGUGAAUCCUUGCAGGAAAAAACCUGAAGACCCUUUACAGCAGGUUCUGUGAAGGCAUUUGUGCAACAACCCAAACAGGACAUUUUUCCCAAGGAGGAGAAAUCUGCAGGAAGCUUAACGCGAGUGAGGGAAGCAUUGAAGGCUAAAAGAAGAGACAGACAGACAGACAGACAGGAGCUGGAUAUUCUUGGUACGAUAAAGAGGUUAUCACUGCUUUCAUAGUUGGAUUGUGGUGUGGUCACGAAAACGACAGAGCCAGAGAGAGAGAAGAGAGAGUGUUGUACAAUGUGCUAGGAGAUAAGGAAGAAGACGAGCUCGGUAGUUUUUCUGAUAUUCUUGAGGUGUCAGAGAGACCGAACAGAAAGCAGAGAUGGGACGGAAGAAGAUACAGAUCACCAGGAUCAUGGAUGAGAGGAACAGGCAGGUUACCUUCACGAAGAGGAAGUUUGGGCUAAUGAAGAAGGCCUAUGAGCUCAGCGUUCUAUGUGACUGUGAGAUAGCCCUGAUCAUAUUCAACAGCUCAAACAAACUGUUUCAGUAUGCGAGCACAGACAUGGACAAGGUCCUGCUCAAAUACACUGAGUACAACGAGCCCCACGAGAGCAGAACUAACUCUGACAUUGUCGAGGCGCUAAACAAGAAAGAACACAGAGGCUGUGAUAGCCCGGACCCUGAUGCCUCAUAUGUCCUCACCCCUCACACAGAAGAAAAGUAUAAAAAAAUUAAUGAGGAGUUUGAUAAUAUGAUGAGAAAUCAUAAAAUCCCCACAGCGCUGCCCCAGCAGAACUUCUCCAUGCAUGUGGCAGUGCCAGUCUCCAACCAGAACACCAUGUCCUACAACCCAGGAGGCUCCAUGAGCAGCCAGGCCCAGGCCGCAGCCUCUCUGAGCGACAGUGGGAUGCUCUCUCCCGCUCAGGCCUCCUUACACAGGAAUGUGGGCUCCAGUGGGGGCCAGCAGAGGCCCCCUAGUCAAGGCAAUGCAGGGAACGGCUUUGUCAACCCUAGGGGCUCUCCGGGACUCCUGGGCGCAACCAGCGGGAACGGCCUGGGGAAAGUCAUGCCCACCAAGUCUCCACCGCCCCCUGGAGGGAACAUGGGGAUGGGCAACCGCAAGCCAGACCUGAGAGUGCUGAUCCCCCCGUCCAGCAAAGGCAUGAUGCCCCCACUGAACACCCACAGGAUAAGCAGCUCCCAGUCCCAGCUACUCGCCACCCCAGUAGUGUCUGUCACCACCCCCAGUCUGCCCCCCCAAGGCCUGGUCUACUCAGGCAUGCCCACCGGCUACAACACCGAGUACUCCCUGAGCAGUGCAGAGAUCUCCUCCCUACAGGGCUUCGGCUCUCCAGGGCUCUCUUUGGGCUCCAUGUCGGCAUGGCAACAACAUCAACUGGGCCAGGCAGCUCUCAGCUCUUUGGUGGGUGGUGGUCACCUACCUCAGGGCUCCAACCUCUCUAUCAACACCAGCCAGAACAUCAACAUCAAGUCAGAGCCCAUCUCCCCACCGCGGGAGCGCGUCACCUCCUCUGGCUUCCCCCAGCAGCAACAGCAACAGCAACAGCAACAGCAACAGCAACAGCAACAGCAACAGCAGCAACAGCAGCAGCAGCAGCAGGCGUCCAGCCGGCAGGACCUGGGCCGCUCGCCUGUGGACAGCCUCAGCUCCUCCUGCAGCUCGUACGAUGGCAGCGACCGCGAAGACCACCGGCCGGACUUCCACUCCUCGUCCAUGGGGCUGGGCAGACCCCCAGCCGGAACCGAGGACAACAGGGAGAGCCCCUCUGUCAAGCGCAUGCGCAUGGACACCUGGGUGACAUAGAGUCACUCAGUCAGGCCUCCAGUCACCAGCUAGUCAGACGGAAGGAGGGAGGGGGUAGACUUGGGGGAGAGAUGGAUGGGGUAGGAAAGGUCCUUAUAGUUAUCAUUAUAAUAUUAUUAUUUAACUCCAUUUCAUUUUGUAAGAAGGAGAAUGGCAAAUAAAUUAAAUACGUCUCACAUUAAUAAGAAAAACAAUCAAGUAGUUGGACUGAAUUAUGUACACAAACAGAUGUUAUCAGGUACUGGGUGCGAAUUAGAUGUUUGCAGGAGUCUGAUGUUCAAAGGAGAAAAAAAGAAGAAAAAAACUAAUCUAGAUUAUUGUAGUCACUGGUCUAGUCUGGCACUUGUAGUUGCUGUUGUUGCACUUGUAGUUGCUGUUGUGGUUGCAAGUUACAAACAAUCCAAAAAGUCAAGAGUGUUGCCUGCUGGCUGAGGGCCCCUGCUUGUGGCGUCCACUGUUAGAGCUCAUGUUUCACUACAUGGUGUAACCUCAUACGACUUUAAUCUCAUACAACUUUGUCUCAAUUUGUCUCUUCUAUGAACUUAUUAAAUCAAUAGAUGUGGAAUCAAAUUUUAAAACAAUUUCGACCUCAGAGACUAAAAAGAGUUGUUUUUCAUUUGAAAGAGGUUUCCCUUGUGUGGUUUUAGACAGGAAAAGCUAUCCUGUAUGGGAAGGACAUGGCUCAGAGUCAUGUGUUUAGUUCUAAAAUAAAUAGGAAAAAGUAUAUUGCAAUAAUAACAUUCAUUUUAUAAUCUGAUAUAUGGGACAUUAACAUUAUGGGAAAUUGUCCAGUUGAACUGGUAACAUGGUAAUAGCAAGGCAUCUUCUCAUUGCUCCAACAAUUCAUUGGUAAUGUAAGCCAAAGCUGUACUGUACGUUUCUUUCUGUUAUUUGUAGCUAUGGUUUCCUAGCAAUUCUCUCAAAAAACAAUUGUUCAUUUUAGUUUUGUUUUUACUGUGCUUUGUUACAAACAUUAUAAAGACAUGCAAGCCAGAUCUUGAAUCAAUAUCUCAAGCCAUGAACACUUGCUGUUCUGUUUGUUAAAUUAAACAUUUGAGCCAAACACUUUCUUUUGUUAUGUAAAUAGCAACUUUAAUAUAUAUAUAUAUAUCACCUUGGUGUAAGUACGUAUGUAUUGUACCAUCACCAGAUUCAAGAAAAAGGUAUAUUUUUGUGGAUUACUGCCAUGUUUACAGGGCGAGAUCCUUAUUAAGUAGAUUAUUCACUGGUUAAUAUUUACUAUUUUGUUAAUUAUACUGUACUUUCUUCAAAAUUGAAUUACUACCAAUAUAGUCAGUGAUUUUCUUUCCAGAGAGUAGUUUAUUGGGUUGUUUUCCCUUUAAUAGUGGUGAAUGUCUGUCCUUAAGAAAUUGUAAUAACAGUGAUGUAAGGUUAAAGUUCCACUAUAUCUUAUGUUGUGAAGGAUAAUCUCAACGCUGAGGAAAAUAUGGUUUAGGGUUAGGCUAUUUACCUGUAGCUGCUGAAUACACUGCCAACUUUCAAACCCAAGGUCCCAUCUCAGCAUUGAAAAACCAUCCAUUGUGAUUGUGCUUUGCUCGAUUGAAAGACAUGCCAUUUCAUGAACCAUGCCAAUAAACCUAUUUGGGUCGCUCCACGAAAAGA
Molecule: messenger RNA, 3607 nt
Organism: Oncorhynchus tshawytscha (Chinook salmon)
Lineage: Eukaryota; Metazoa; Chordata; Actinopteri; Salmoniformes; Salmonidae
Product: myocyte-specific enhancer factor 2A
Exons: 10
Coding region: 539-1984 (481 amino acids)
Biological process (GO): cell differentiation; heart development; positive regulation of transcription by RNA polymerase II
Molecular function (GO): RNA polymerase II cis-regulatory region sequence-specific DNA binding; protein dimerization activity; DNA-binding transcription factor activity, RNA polymerase II-specific
Source: RefSeq, a predicted model, not a curated record